Chironomus riparius is the source of this 8921-nucleotide messenger RNA. The record is from the annotation of a GenBank genome assembly. Lineage: Eukaryota; Metazoa; Arthropoda; Insecta; Diptera; Chironomidae.
UAGCAGCUAGUCUCCUCAUAGUCUCGAGUUAUCUCUCAUUAAGAUGAAGGUUCAUCUAUCUCUGUCGAGUGUCAAUUGUGACCUACAGAAGGAAGAUUAAGCCUGGAAAUCAAUAUAUAAAUAAAAAACAAUCGCAACGUGACUGAUUGGAAUUGAGUGACAUGCUUUUGUGGCAUUAUCAGUGAUGUUAUUUAGAUUUCUGUGUCAGUCACAGAUAAAAAAUUCUUAAUGGGAAAACCCCGUCGAUAGUUAUCAAUAUAAAGUCUGAGGAUGUGUAGGAACCAGUCACAAAUCAGUGGAAAGCCAUCAACAAUUUUGGUAACAUAAAGAGUUUGGAUUAAAUUCAAGCAAAUCAGAGUGUGAUACAUUAAGCACGGGGAUGUCAUGAAGCAUAGCUUAAGCAGCACUGCUUAAGACUACCUUCAUCUUCAAAUGUAGAUCCUGAAAACAUCAAAACAAUGACAUCAGUUCUAAAAUUUAUUGACACCAAAAUAAUUUCCUAUGAAGCUUACGUCAUAUUACUUCCUCUAAAGUUUAAAUACCCAAUGUUUAUAAAACGAAAAAAAAUCAAAACAUACCGGCAAGACCGGUAAUUUUCUAUUUUUAGACAUACACAAAUUUUAUACUGUAAAUGUAAGUGAACUACAAAGUCAAGCUUUAAAAUCUACAAUGAACUUUCUUCUUUAAUUUUCUUAUAACGGUUAUCGAUUAAAGCUUUUCCAUCACUAGCUACUCUUAGUAAAUUAUAAGUCUCGGUGAUCCUUUCCAUGUGAAUUUCUAUGAGCUUUGAAGUUUCAUUAUUUGGCUUAAAUUGACUUUUAAUUUUUAAAAUUUCGGCAACAUUCAGCUCAAAUUUAGUGUUUAAGAAGGAAUUUGAUAUUCCAGGCUCAAGGAUUGAGAGUUCUGAUAGUAAUUGAUUGCAAAGAUCCAGUUUCCUUUGGAUUUGGUCAGGAGAUAAAUCUGUGGAAUGAAAUAUUACAGUAUAUCCUAAAUUCAUGUCAAAAAAAUACAUUACCUCUAAAAAAGUAUCCAUCAACAUUCCCAUAAAGCAUACAAAGUGCAUAUUUGACAUCCAUCAUAAACACACUCGAGUCCGGCAAGAACUUUUUGUAGCUUUUUAUAAAAUUUUCACACUCAACUACCGAUCUCUUGUUUAAGUGAUCCAAACUCUUGCGAAUCUCACUCGUCAGUUGAAUUAUUUUUGCGCCUGAAACUUUAUGCUCGCACUUAAUACAUUGCCAUUCAGAUAAGUUUGUGAGUGGAUCACAAGAUGUCAGCACACCAUCUUUACAUGUGCUACAUUUAAUCGAAGAUGAAAAUGUAUUUUUUUCUGUAGCAUCUAUACAUCUUGGACAUACACAAUCGAAGCAUUUUGCUAAAUUUAUAGCUAGUCGUCUUUCAAGUGUUGUUUUUAAAGGAUGUGAGUAGCUUGUCAGAAUCAUUUCUCCUUUUUUAAUCAUCUGUGUUGCGAAAACUUUCAUUUCAUAAUUUUCAUCUACAAAAUGUUUUGUAUUUGGGAUACAUUCAUGAGCCAUCAUGGCUGUUUCAUAAUAAAUUCCACGAGCUUUGACCUUUUUGGAUGUUAGAAGAACUUCGAAGCAAUUUGUAUCUAAAAUACCUGCAAUUUCUAGAAUUUCAUUUUCCGUAAGAUCAGGAAUUUGAAGGAAAUUGAGUAUGAAUGGAACUAGAUUCGCUCGAAGUACAUCAUAAAGCUUUGUUGAUAUCCUUCGGUCAAUAUGUGAGACAAGCUUUGAGAAUUGUUGAUACCUAGAAGUAAAAGAUUCUGUAAUUAAGAUUCUUUUAAGGUAUGGUUCAAGCUUGCAAAGCACUGGAGUAAUAGAUAAAGGGAACAUAAAACUGAUUCAACAGAAUUAAAUACACAACCCAAAUUUAACAACAAUCCACUCACAUCUUGGGCUGGUUCUUUCUCAUAAAAAUCACUCUAAGCGGAACUAUGACGCAAUAACUUGAUUCUAAUUUUCCUACUUCUUUGAUUGAAGAUUUAAAAUUCUUUGAUGACAUAAGUUUGCAUUCGUCUACAUGAUAUUCUGAUGUCUCGCAGCUCUUUCCACAAAGUGGCCAUGUGCAUUUUGAGCACUUGUAAUAAUUUACAUUUAAUAGUUGAUGACAUCCUAAACACAUCACAUUCGAUAUUGUUUUAGGUCCAAUGACAAUUGGCUUUUCACGUAAAAUAAUUUCUCCAGGCUUAAUGUCACGUUUUGCUACCAUGUACCGUCCUAAAAUGUUAUUGGAUGAGAUCUGAAAUUUAGUAAAGUCUUUAAUAAUCUUUUAAUUAAUCCUUGUAUCAGGUAUUACAUCAUAGCACUUGCAAUUUGUUUUAUGUCCAUUUUUCCAGUCAGCAACUUGAUGAUCUCGUGAACAAUAAAAUACUAAAUUGCAUCCAGAGCACUUUUGCUUUGAUUCUAUACCGCAAACUGCACAGUUUUCCAUUUUAAUAAAAAUAUGACUGUGGCAAGGAACUGAAUAAAAAUAUUUUGGCUGGCUUUUAAAUGGAAAAAGAAAGAAAGAAAAGUGGUUACGCUCUCAGCAUAUAAAUCCAAAUCAUUUCUAUUGGAUGAUCUAGUUUGAAAAUAAACUAGAGUUUGAGAAUGUAUGAAGCAUUUUUAAUCUGUAGGAUGGAUUUUGAGCAUCAAUUCGUGCUAGAAUUCGAUUUAAGAGCUCAAGGAACGAUUUUGAACCUAGCCUGCUUAAAAGACUUUAUAAAAUCAAAGCUCAAACAAUUAAUGGCAAUUAAUCUCCUCUAUUUGACAUUCCUAAAGAGGGAAGUUUAUGUUGGGCUAGUUCCAACCAACCACAGAGUAUGAACUCGCAUUAGUCAUGACUUCCUAAUGGAUCCUAUAACUUUUCAACUAAGUUUUAGUUUAAAUUAUAUCAAAAUUUUUAUUUUAAAGAACUCUAAAUUCAAAUAAAGCUUACAGUUUUAAAUUAUUAACCACAACUUCUUUAUACUAAGCUUUUUGGCAAACUGGAAAUAUCACUCGGUUGAUAAUUGUUUUAAAAAAAAAUCAUUAACAAAGUCAUUGACAUUGUUUAUUGUUCCACAGAAUGUUAAUAAUCUCAAGUUUCAAAAAAAGUAGAACCAAGGUCAAUUAGCAUAUUCAAAUAUUGCACAUUAAGAUCAAUACUUAUUAGCUAUAAUCUAAAUAAUUCCACACACACCUAGUAUAUCUAGUUCCGUGCAUAUUUUUUAUUUCUGUAUGUUAAUCAGACUCAAAACAGACAUAGUGACACGUCAAGUAAAACAUCAACAUCCAUUUAUUUCCAUUUGAGCUGCUCGCAGUUCUCUCUUUAAUUUUUAAGAGGAGAAAAUUAAUUUGCUAAGAAAGCAGUCACAAGAAAAGAUUCUAUCGGAUAUGCUCAAAAGAAUAAAAAUAGAAGAACAUGCGAAAGAUUUAGUGCGAAAUGGCCAUAACUGAUAUAAAAUUAAAUUGACAUUACAGUUAUAAGUACAGAAAUUGAUGAGAAGAUUUACAUAAGUGAAUGAGAUGUGUGCAACCACAAGUUGUACGGGAUUAACCCGACAUUCAAGUAAUGAAUCUUAGCAACUUAUCAACAGAUGCUUAAUCUGUGAACCGCAAUGACUAUAGAAUAAUAAUAUUAGUAUUGGACCACUUUGGCAUUUUGUUUGAUUUAAUAUUGCUUAAAUAUUGGCUUAUAAGAUAAUCAGAUGCCGGAAUAUAAAUCCUUUUAAAAUCAAAUUUUGAAUUAAUGACUUUGGGUAAGAAUGAUUCUUACAACUUCCUUAUUUUGUCUACAAACAUUAUUAUUCUACAAACAGAUCAAUCAAGUCAUUCAUGCCAUGCAUUGAAUGUUCUCAUAUAAAUUGUCACAGUUUAUCAUCUCAUUAAUUAUUUUACAAAGCGCCUCAAUUCAUCUUAAAAAUAAAUCGAUUUUUCAAUUUAAGCGAAAAUGACUCAAUUAGAGUGACAAACAUUUUUUACCUCUUUUAUUCUGUUUUUCGGUAGGCAUCGACUUAAAUUUAGUUUCUACAUAGCUAAUGACAUUUUCGACCUCACUACAUUGUAAAGACAUUUGCAAAUUCUAUAAGAGCUUCAGUAAAGUUUGCGAGAAUUUGAGAGUUCACUUUGAAUUUGGUACUUUAAGAUUUGCUUUAAAUGUUUUAAACAAGAUACAUGCUGGAACACUAACUUAGUUCAGAAUUAAGAUAUUUUUAAAUGCUCGUCGAUUGGAACUUAGUUUAUUUACAUUAAUUCCUAAAAACACUCCCUUGGGUUCACUACGUUACCGCUGUUUAUGCUCAAUGUUUCUAAAUAUUUACUUAAUGCAUCCAUAUCUUCAUAGGAGCCACACAAAUAUUCUCUGAAACAAAAAACUUAGCAAUUCAUACCUUCGUCAAUUAAAAUACAAAGUACGAUAUUCACAGUUGCAGAUCUAGUGCCCUACUAUCAAGUCUUCCUUUAUGCUGAUGCCUUUAAUUUUAUUUGCGUGCGAUUGUUUUGAACGUUAUCCUAUAAAUAACUGUAAGAGAAGCACAAUACGUGAUAAUAAAAAGACAUGAAGGGUUAUUCAAAAAUGAUGUCAAAUUUUUUGGGAAAGAAUUAUUUUUUGAAUGAUAAAUAUGGGAUAGAGAAGAGGAGGAAAGUCUAAAAAAUUGCAUUUUCUAAAAGACGUCAUUUAUGAAUGACUACAAAGGAGAGAAAACAAUAAUUAACUAAGAGAAGCUGAACGUGCUGUUUUGUUUUAUGAAAAUGAAAGAUCUUACGAACUUUAUUUGCGCGUGGAUAUGAAGGUAUGUUUACAUACAAAAAAUAAUUGUUAUUGAGACGCUUGAUUUGACAACUUAGAGCUCAUCUCGUUUAUAAUAACCGAGUUGUCGUGCUUCCUUCAAAGCAGCAAUAAAUGAGUUUAAUAUUUCUUCACACGUCGGCUUAAUUUCUGCUGCGGGGAGAAUGAACAGUGUGGGUGUUUCUGGUGGUCCACGUAAUUCAAUCGUAUAUACUAUUGGAAUAUUAUAGUUUGAGUAAACAAAGUCCAUGCUGUCACCACUAUUUGGAUAAAUUGUCUCGAUGGAACUGCCGGUUUGGUAAAUUUUUCCGUGUGUAUUUUUUAUGGCUUCAACUGCUUUCUCACCAAUCUUUUUUAGAUCAUCAUAAUUCCUUGCCCGAUCAGUUGUAAAUCCAAAUGGAAACAUGUACAGCUGACUAAAGCUGUGUAGUGAGAAGUAAGUCUGAAUUUUGUUUUUAUUAGCAAAUUCGUCUAAGAAUAAUUUAACUGCAAGCGCCUCAGGUUCUGAGAAUGCUUUUGAACCACAAAAGUCAUAAGUACAUUUCUUUGUAGAUGAUCCAGUUCCACUCCAGUGAAUGUCAAAAUUUCUAUUGAGAUCAACACCUUUGCAUCGUCCAUAUGGCUUUGUAUUUUUACGCCACAAUCUGUCUUUUUCAAAUGUGUAUUUAUAUCCAUCAGCAUUAAGAACAGGAACAAAGUACCAGUCAAAAUUCUCUGCUAAGUCAACGACUUCUGGAUCUGAGGAAUAGGACAUAAUUUUGAAGGAAAUGUUAAAAAAUUACUGAAGAACUUCUUACCUUCGGAAUGAAUCAGCUGAUCAAUAAGAUAAGUGGCAACAGCAGGUGAAAUCCACUCUCUAGCGUGAAUGCCAGCUUCAACGAAUAUCCCAGUAUUUCCACUUUUCUUAGAUAUUUUGAGUCCUCUAAUUGGAAGUCCUUCAUAAGUCGAUCCAAGAUGUAAAGCUUCAACAAAGUCAUUUUCAGCAAUUUGCUUGUCCAUCCAACUAAAGAUAGUUUCUAAAUGGAAGUAAUGAUCCCAAUCGAAUUCUGAUGCUGGAGUAUUUUUGGACUUGACAGUGGAAUCUUCAUCAUCAAUCAGCUUUUGGAUGUUUGGUUGCUGAAAAUGAUAAGAACAUAGACAUUCAUUUAUUAAUUAAAUAGCGUUCGAGAGGAACUAAUUUAAAGUUUCAUUAUCUCAAGUGGAUGACUCUCAUACAAAACGUGACUGAUAAGAUAAGAUACUUACCAAAACUGUACAAUCCAUCCCAUUACGCUCGACUAUAUCUUGCAUUUCAUAUAUUCUGUCGAAAUGAAAGAUUAAAUUUAAUUUAAUUGUUCCUAUAAUUAUCCAACUUACUUGUGAGCAGCUACUAGGACUGUCAAAUUUUGAUCCGGCCUUAAUGCAUGUCCAUAAAAUGUAUAUGAGUCUGAUUCCUCUUCUAAUUCUUGCAAUAAAUCUACAUGAUCAGUCGUCUUUAAAGUUAAUCUUACUAAGCGAUAAUUGUCGUAUCUAGCUUUAUUUUCAUCCUGUCCGCACGACAUCACUGCCGAUAUUAGACACAAACUUAAUAAUAUUAUACUUUUAUCCAACAUUUUUGAUACAAGAAUACACACAAAAGGCGAUAAAAUAUUUUAGCAUAAACUUAUUAAUACACUUGUGGCUUCCUUGAUUUUUUUUUAUAGAACCAAUGUGUUUGACAGAGUAGGAAAAAGACUAACGAAGUUCUUGUGAUUUCUAGCUAUCUUAAAAAAAUUAUAUCAUCUUUUUCAGUUUGUAGCAAUUACUGUGCAAAAUAAGUGUAGCAAGUGUCAGCAUUUUGGCAUAAAGUCGCUAGUAAAAAUUGACCCUACCUCAUGUCACACCCUUGUCGAAAAAAUAGAAGAUCUCAUAAAGCUAGUAUUAUUCAAUAUACGGCAUUAGAGUUAUUUCCUCCUACAACAACAGUUCAAGCUAGAGAUCAUGAUGCUCCAACCCUGCCAUACACUUUUCAUUCAUUUCCAUGAAAAAGCAAUUUUUGAUAAUGCUCACAUUGUCUGUAUGAGUAAGUGACCUUCACACAUUUUUUAAAAACAUUCUAUAUUUUUCUAUGCAACAAAUUUUGCGUCUUGCAUAAAACUGUGACUUGUUUCACUCUUUUAAAAAAUUUAACAAAUUAGGUUGGUGACCUUGAAAUAAUUUUUUUGAUAUUUUCAAGAUCUACUUUUGAAUUGGGGGUGGGUUAUGUUUCUAUUGAAUGACUCUUUAGAAUGCCGUUGAAAAAUUCAGACUAUGAUUAGAGAUUAUGAGUUUAUGAUUAAGGAAGGAUUCUCAAUUUUAAAUACAACUUGAAUAAUUCAGACAAUUAAGGUUCAUAAUAUUGAGAUAUUUAAAAAGUGCGCAUCAGUUCUAUGUCCUCAACUACACUUGUACUCACUUUUCUCUGAGCAACUUUGUGCUUACUCUCAUUCUCUCGCAAACAGCUGAUAAGAUGCAUUUUGUUUAUUUAUGGAUUUAAGACCAUAUUAGAGCUUUAAAAGACAGCAAAUCUACUAAACUAAUGCUUAUUAAGUUGAAAGCUAUGAUCUGAACUGUGUUUUGACUCUAGAUAGACCUAAGUUUAGGAUUUUAGGAAAUGAAUCUUAACUGAGAGGGAAGCACUUGAUCAUGUCUCUCUCAGUUUAUUUACAUACAAAUAUUGAAUAAACUUUAUUUUGUGGUUUAACUUAUCAUUUAUCACACAACAAUUCUUUGUGAAAUUAUCAUUUUCAUCGGAAGUGAUUUCGAUUGUGUUAGGAACUUACAUUUAUUCAAAUAAAUCUACGAAUAAUAAUUAUUCCAUUGAAAUCCUUAAUUUUUGCUUUGUCAUCCUAAAUAAUAAGAAGAUCCCAUACUAUACAUCACUUAUAAAAUCAUGGAACCCAAAGCCAGAUACGAUAAUUACCGAUUAGUCAGGGUUACUUUAAAAACUGAUGAUCAUGUCAAGUUAUUUCAAGAAUUAGAAGCUGAAUCUGAUUCUUAUACAUUUUAUGGACAUGCUAGAAAAGUUGGUCAAGAUUUAACGAUCAUGGUUGCUGCUCAUAAGAUUUAUGAACUUCAAGACUUGAUUGAAAGGUAUGAUUUUGAGUGCAAAACACUUGAGUCCAACAUCCAAAAGCUGAUUGAUGAUGAAGCACUGACCAUAAAAUCUAAAGAUACUCCAGCAUCAGAGUUUGACUGGGAUCAUUACUUCCAUUUAGAAACAAUCUUUAAAUGGAUAGACAAGCAAAUUGCUGAAAAUGACUUUGUUGAAGGCUUUCAGAUCGGGUCAACUUAUGAAGGACUUCCAAUUAGAGGACUCAAAAUAUCUAAGAAAAGUGGAAAUACAGGAAUCUUUAUUGAUGCUUGCAUUCAUGCUAGAGAAUGGAUCGCUCCUGCUGUUGCCACUUAUCUUAUUGAUCAGCUGAUUCAUUCUAAAGAUCCAGAAGUUGUUGACUUAGCAGAGAAUUUUGACUGGUAUUUUGUUCCUGUGCUUAACGCUGACGGAUAUAAAUACACGUUUGAAAAAGACAGAUUGUGGCGUAAAAAUACAAAGCCAUACGGACGAUGCAAAGGUGUUGAUCUGAAUAGAAACUUUGAUGUUGAUUUCGGUGGGAUUGGUGCUUCAAUGGAUAAAGCAAGUUAUGACUUUUGUGGAUCGAAUGCUUUCUCAGAGCCUGAAGCAUUGGCUGUGAAAAAUUUCUUAGAUGAGAAUGCCAAGAAGUGUAAUAUUAAAACGUAUUACACACUUCAUAGCUUCAGUCAGUUGUACAUGUCACCUUUUGGCUGGUCAGCAGAGCCUGUAAAAAAUCAUAAAGAUUUGAAGAAAAUUGGUGAGAAGGCAAUCGAAGCAAUUGAAAAAACUCAUAGAAGAACUUAUAAAACUGGAAGUGCAAUUGAGACAAUUUAUCCUAGUAGUGGAUCAAGUCGCGACUACGUUUAUACUAAUUAUGAUAUUCCAAUUGUCUUUACAAUUGAACUUAGAGGACCGCCAGACACGCCAACUCUUUUCAUCCUUCCUGCGCGUGAAAUUAAGCCGACAUGUGAGGAAAUUUUAAAUUCAUUUAUUGCUGCUUUAAAUGAAGCUCGCCGUCUCGGUUAUUAUAAAUGCAAUUAAAUGCCUGAUUAAAUAAAAGAACCAUGAAGACGACAAAAUUUUC